Molecule: messenger RNA, 2132 nt
Organism: Desarmillaria tabescens
Lineage: Eukaryota; Fungi; Basidiomycota; Agaricomycetes; Agaricales; Physalacriaceae
Exons: 7
Coding region: 63-1997 (644 amino acids)
Biological process (GO): maturation of SSU-rRNA from tricistronic rRNA transcript (SSU-rRNA, 5.8S rRNA, LSU-rRNA)
Cellular component (GO): nucleolus; small-subunit processome
Source: RefSeq, a predicted model, not a curated record
CGUAAUUUCUUUUUGAGUUUCCCGCGUUCAGUCACCCAGUAAACUGUACUUCGCGUCUCAAGAUGGGUAAAAAACGGGGAACAAAACCUGGACCAUCUUCCCGGAAACCCAAGGCCUUGAACCGCGCGGAUGGUAAAUUGAAGAAAUGGGACAAACUUUCGGAUAUACUCAUGGAUGAAGAGGACCAAUUUCAUGCAUCCAGAGAUAGAAUUCUCAUUGCCGGUGAUGAAGGAGAGGAUGAGGAUGGCUACGACGAUGAAGUUUUCGCUCUGAACAGAGUGUCAGACGAAGACGAAGAUGAAUACGGAAUGGAUGUUGACGAAGACAUGGAUGAUGAUGGUAUGGACUACGAGGAACAACCUAGCCCCAAAAACGCCGUCAAGUCAAAGAAAAAGAAAGCCAAAGGCAAGGGCAAAGCGGCCUCUUCUGAAUCUGAAGAAUCCUCCGAGUCCGAAGAGGAAGAGUCGUGGGGAAGAUCAAAAUCAGCAUACUACUCUUCUAAUGCUGCCCAGUUGGAAUCCGAUGAUGAAGAAGGAAACGAACUGGAAGAGCAGGAGGCCAGGCGUCUACAGGCCAAGAUGCGCCAGGACAUGACUGACGAUGACUUUGGGCUAAAUGACCCCAUAGACUUGACGAUAGAUGUAGAGAGUAAUGACGCACUGGCUGAACCACGACCCCCAGCGGUACAGCAACUGCCUUCAGACAAUGCUUCACUCAUUCGGCACUUUGAGCGCACAGACCCGGAAAGUCUUGCGCUUGGUCGAGACUGGACAGAUACGGCGGAAACCCUUGUAAAAACUAAAGAGAAGAUUACCCGUACCGAAAGUGAGGCGCCCGACGCGUUGAGUCUUGGAAUGAUGCAUCUCUAUUAUCAGACACUUUUGACCUACGCCAGCACACUCGCUUUCUACAUCCACCUACGAGCAAAGGAAAAAUACGCUCGACACCCGGAAUUACUCAAGACCCAUCCCAUUAUGUCACGGCUAUUGACGUUGAAGCAAUCCCUCCUCACGCUUGAAGACCUUGACUUCGGCAACUCCGACUUGGGUAGCAACGAAAGUGACUUUGACUUAGAUGGCUUGGACCGUGAUGAGAUGCGAGAUGCCGAAAAGUUAUGGGAUGACGAUCGGCAACCUCAGUUCCAAGCCGAGCUCGCAGAACUCUUGAGGGAAGGCAAUAUAAAUUAUCCUCCUGUACAGGUCAAGCAGCUCCAAGCGCCAGCUUUGUCGUCAGAAAACGGAUCUCGUCCUAAGAAGAAGCGGAAAACGACGAAAUCUGCACCUCUUCAAGACGAUGGCGAACCCGUAUUUGAUCUCGUCGAGCCUGAGUUUACUCCAUCUCAGAGCUCUUCUUCAAAACCGCACGUCGAUGUAGCUGAUGCAUUUGGCGAAGUGACUUCUUUGCAACACGUAGACGCCGCUGACAAGAGUGCGCGUAGGAAGAGCUUGCGGUUCCACACCUCCAAGAUUGAAAGCACUAGUUCGCGGAGGAAGGGUGCGAGAAACAGCACGGUUGGAGGUGAUGACGAUAUUCCUUAUCGUGAGCGUAAGAAGGAGAAGGGAAAGCGGACCGUUGAGGAGGCUCAAGCGAGACUUGCGAAGCAAGGCGGGGAGGAUUUGGAUGACAUCGAUCCAGAACUCACGCAUGCUAAAGAUAUGGACGUUGACGAUGCAGAAGUAGAGGACGCCGACGGUUACUAUGAGCUAGUAAAGAAAAAGGCCCAAGACAAAAAGGAGAAGAGGAAAGCCGAGCACGAGGCCAGAACGGCUCGCGUCGACUACGAUGAUGAAGAUGCGACUGGGCCACGGUCACUCACGCGUGCCAUUCUUAAAAAUAAGGGUCUUACACCUCACCGUCCCAAAAAGCGGCAAAAGUUCGACAAGGCGAAAAAGAAAAUCGCGUCCCAAAAGGCUGUCUACAAAGGUGGUGAUUCUGGUCGGUAUGAAGGCGAGAGGUCUGGUAUAUCGAAGGUUGUCAAAUCAGUACGUUUGAGUUGAGGACAUAUAUGUACGCACCUAUAGAGUAUCUUAGCCAUUCUCUUCUGCGCAAUCAGCCAUGCUCUGGUGUUUGGUUUAUUAUCGUCACGGUCUUUCAGGCGGCGCCCAGUCUGGACUAAUCACCUGCUCAGCUUU